UGCAAAGGAAGGUCUGUCAGGCAUAUUUAUCUAUGAACUAGAUGGGCCAAGGCCUGCGGAAAGAUCCAGCAGUCAACAGAAAAAAGAGUCUGAGUACAGCCGCAUGUCCUCUACAAGCAGUGAAGUUUCUGUGGAAGAAAAUCAAGACCCUUUCCUUGUCAGUAUCCAUAUCAUCACAGACCCUGGUGAAUCCAAAGUUCUCCAGCAAGCCAUUGAUAAACUGUUAGCAUGGAUCCAUCCAGACCUCCAUUUGUUCCGAGUCUCAGAAAGACGGGUCUUGAGGAAACACAGGAAGUCUGAUAAGGCUGCUGUUUCUCAGCCAGCCCUUGCAGUCAUUCUGUUUCUGCAGGAGGAAUAUGGAGAAGAACCAAUUUUACAACUCCACGAAACCUUUCAGCGGCCACCUUGGCAUUACCACCAUACAGAACGAGUGCAUGGCAAGUUCCUCCCUUACAUGCCAUGCAGUCAGGACUUCUUCAUUUUAGCCCCUGGGACACCUUUGUGGGCCAUCCGACCAGUGCAUUAUGGAAGAGAAAUCAUUCGCUUUGCCAUAUACUGCAGAAAUGAAAACUUUGUUGACAUUAUGAAACUGUACCAGAUAAUCCUGAAAAGACCGGUGUGUCAGAAAAAGGCAGACUUUUGUGUCUUUCCUGUCUAUUCUAACAUGGAUAUAGAUAUUCAGUUUUCUUUAAAAAGACUCCCUGAGGGCCAAAUUCCAACCCCUACUGAGUCAGCGGUUCUGGAAUUCCGAGUAGAAGAUAUUGGACAACUUGUCCCUCUCUUGCCCAACCCUUGUAGCCCAAUCAGUGAAGGCAGGUGGCAAACAGAAGACCAUGAUGGGAAUAAGAUCCUUUUGCAGCAGGCACGUAUUUGGUAUAGGAAGUCUGCUAAGCAGAACAAGCUUCAUUUCCCAUCUUCAAGGGAUUCCCAUUUCACUCCUUCACCAAGCUACAUUCCUCAUAGUCACAGAUGUGCCCCUGAUCAAACCAGUGAGCAUCUGAAGUCAGCUGGUCAAAUCAAGCUCCGUCGGGCAAAUGGCCUUGGUCAGUUCCUUGGCAUCUCCCAGCAGGACUUAAGAAAUGGUGACCGAGGAGACCUCACCCGGCGAUCCAGUAGUGUUUCCAGCAUUUCAUGGUCUUUUCAGCGAAGCAAGUCUCUGUUCUGCUUGCCCACAAUGAGUUCCUCUCCAGCCUCUGACUCCUUUCACUUUAGUGAACCAUUCCAGUUUUUCAAUACUGGGUCACCUGUGAACAGGUUAAAAACAUGGAAAUGCAGCCCCAAACUUAAUAUUGAGGAGUUGGAGGGUUCACAAGAGACUGAUGUCGACACGGGAAUGAAGCUAUCCUCAGAUCUGUCCGUGGUCUCAGCCUACUCUACCUUUAAUGGAUUUUGUAGUGAUUUGGAAGCGUCUCUUCCCUCACAAAGGCAAAGUGUCAGUAGAUCUAAACAGGCUGUCUCCAGAGGAAGGCCGUUGUCAGCCAUGUGCAGUACCCUCGAACUUCCUGGUGGUUCACUUCCAUCUCUCUGCAAAUGGUCUCCCAGCUUUUUCUUAUCAUCUUCAGCAUCCCCCUUAGCAUCUCAUUGCCAACUCCAACAGUCACCAAGAGCAACCCCUUGUUUUUUGAACGAUAGGAAACCCCCUGGCAGCAUUCAGCCAGGCUCCCCAACUGACGAAGAGGAAUUCUACAUCUGAGCUUUCUCCAUGCUGCACCUUUUAAUGUAAAGUUGUGCAUAUGUGAAUUACAGCAGUGCAUUGCCACCAUCUGAGCCAUCUGGGCUGGCAAGUUCCUUGCUCCUUCCUGAGGACAAGGUAUUACACCAUUGUGUGCUAAAUGUUGUAAAAGGCUUCCACACACCACCAUAACGGAUGCCUCAAUUGUGUAUCAUAAUACAAGGUGAGAUUGUGUCCACUGGAUUCAUGUGGUGGGGAUUCUCAACGUGUAGAUCUGUCCAUAGCUGUGCAGGUAAGGCAUUUAUGCUCAGAGGCCUUCAGCUCUUGUGAAGGGGGUUUGGGAAACUGACCCAUAGCAUGUAAAACAGGAAGUGCCCAGGGAUGUGCAUGGUAACCCAGUUCACUCUGACAAGCAGCUGUAAAGGUGCUGAAAAUACAACCUCACGCUGCAUUAAGUUAUCCGAAAAAUUCUCUCCAUGCUGGCAAACCCUUCCCCGCCUCCUUCAUGAGGUUGUAAAGGAAGCUGUGUAAAGGGGCGGCCCCCAGCAGCAUGGCUUCAGUGGAGCCAGACAACGAGGCUGAGGACCCCAGAACCAGUGUUGAUGCAUAGGCCUCCAGCUGAUCUUUGAGAAUCAGCAGAUUUGAGAAGACAACGUCUUGUUUGCUCCAUGGGGAAGAAGGAACAUUACCACAUCCCCAAUCUGAUGGGCUGCUUUUGGGAAAAUGCCAUGAGAGAAACCGUGAGGAGCUUUUCUCCCCACCCUCUUCCCAAAAUCAAACAUAUUUUUUCAUUGUGUGGGAAGGGAGCAGUGUGACCGACAGAACUGCACUGCAGUUCCCUAUUUUUACAGGUUUAUUAGUUUAGUCGUAAAAAAUUCACCUCAUACAUAAACUUGGUAUUGGAGGUCCCAGCCCCAUUUCUGUGUAAAAUAAAUCUCUAGCCAAACCUGUCUGAAUUUUUAAUUUAUCCGAAGGAAAAAAAAAAAACAUGUAGAAUUGUACUGGCCUUUUUAUUAGGUUACAUUUUUGGCAAGAUGUCACAGUAUAAUAUGGCAAGCAGUUACAGUGUAAUUACUUUGCUAUUUUGGAAAAAAGUUUAAAUGGAGAAGCCAUUAGUCUGAGAAAUGGUGAGUACGUUUAUAAGGGUUCCUACCAUCGAUUCUGACGACAUAUCUCUGUGUUAAUCAGUAAUGACACUGAGUGCUGUUCUGGGCUAGACAAGAACACUACCUGGGUUAAAGUAGUGUAUACAAAUCUGUAUCUAAUCAUAGACAAGUACAGCUGCAGAGGAUCCACACUGAUCAGUCAGUAAAUAAGCCUAUGGAGAAAAAAACCCCAAUCUUGUGUGUAUUACUCAGCAGCCUUACUCAGAACAAUACUAUUCAUUUUAAAAUAGCCUAAAUAAAUAAUUACAUAAGAGAAUGGAACAGCUCCAAAACCUCCACUCUAACCCCCAAGUAAGUAUACAGUUUAUACCUUACCACAAAUCAUCCUUUAAAAAUGCAGUCUAGAAGAAUUAAGUAUAAAAUUAUUCUGUUUAAGCACCACUAAAGUUGUAACCCAAAUCUACAAAGGCAGGAAACUGACGGCCAUGCUUGAAGGAAUUGGCAGCUAAUUCACUGACCCUCCUUUAUGCUGUUAAGCAUUUUUGCCCCCCACUCCCACCCCGGCAGUGCUAGAGAAUGGUGCAUCUGCUUCAUCUGAGUUUCCUGCCUGUUGUCAGAUACAAGACAUCCUGAACUAUGUGGAAACUUUGUCUUUUGCAUUAACUAUACAAAUGGAUUUUAUUCCAGUUCUGGAUACCCAGCUGAAUAUUAUCAUUUUCCCCACCACUACCACCCAGAACAUUUGGGUUCACUCCAACUCUUGAUAAACGACCCUACUCAGAGAUUCUUGGAAACAGAAACAGCAGAAGUGAGGGAUUCAACUUGGUGUUUAAUGUGGACAUUCAGACUCCAGCUGCCACUGAGGUUCUGAGACCUUUCUCCUUUGCAGGGUCUCAUUACUGUUAGAGCACAAUAGGCCUGGUUCUCCACUGUCAUGGGCUACAUGUAAUUAUUUACAGCCCUGCAAAGUAUGGCAUAAAACUCUCCACCAUGGGCACCUCCAGGCAAUUAGCUCUUUAGUGCUGGAGCGCCCCCUUCUGGCUGGUGUCAUACCUGCUGUU
This is a messenger RNA of Pelodiscus sinensis (Chinese soft-shelled turtle), 3839 nucleotides long. NCBI's taxonomy places the organism in Eukaryota, Metazoa, Chordata, Testudines, Trionychidae. The record is from RefSeq and is a predicted model, not a curated record.